AGGGGGAUUUUGUAAUUUAGCCUAAACUUUCGCCUUAAUAUCCAUCGUCGGCUCCGGGGGUGCGCACGGAGCUUCGCGAUGUGCGACCGCGCGCCACUGCGGCCGCCGCCGCCGCCGCGCGAUUUCCGAACCCUGGCUCGGAGGCCGCUCCUCCUCCUCCUCCUCCGAUCCCCACCCAAUCUCAACCUACGCAAUCCCCGAAUCAACCCUAGCCCAUCCCUUUCUACCCAGUUUCUCCGCAUCUCCGGGGCGAAAUUCGCCGCCGCGCGUGCCCCAUCGAGCGCCGAGAGCGGCGGCGGCGGCGGUGACGAACCCUCGGAUCGAGAGCGGGGAAGCGGCGAAUCCGUCGAGGAAGCGGCUGGAUCGGUGGCGCCCUCGAGCUUCGAUUUCCUCGAGCUGAAGAGGGGGGCGGAGACGGGGGAGGGGGAGUUGGUUCCCUCCGAUUCGGAGGGUUCGAGGGCAAAGGGAGGGAGGAGGGGGAUGAUGAGGAGAUCGAGCUUGCUGGCGAAGCAGGUGAUCAGCGUUCGAUCUGCGCGCAGCUUGGGAUUCGUCUCGCAGCUUUGGGUCGAUACGACAUUGUGGGUUGUAGCUUUAGUGGAAGUGAGGCCAAAUUUGCUCUCGGGAGAAAUUGAGAAGUUCCUUCUUGAGGAUAUAUAUCAGGUCGGGGACGUUGUGCUUGUCCAAGAUGAGAGUGUGAUAGAAAAUGAACUUAAGAUGAUCGGCCUAGAUAGUUUGGUAGGAUACAAUGUUGUAACAUCAGGUCGGCAAAAUGUUGGUAAGGUUCGUGGCUUUACUUUCAACAUAAAUUCAGGGGCUGUGGAGUCGCUUGAGCUUGACUCCUUUGGCUUUUCUAUCAUCCCUGCAAGUUUGGUGAGUACGUACUCCCUGUUUGUUGAAGACAUCCUUGAAGUAUUUAAUGACACCAUUUUAGUGCAUGAUGAUGCAGUUUCUCGAGUCCAAAGAAUAACAAAGGGUAUCUGGGACACUCAAAAUAAGCAUGGACAUGGAGAUCAGAGUGGCGAGUAUUACAGAUUCAGGAGACGUAGCGGGGACAAGUUUAGGAGAAUGAGAAAUGUAGAUGAUGAUGAUUGGGACCUUCCUAUGGAUUACUAACAAGUGCUUUCCGGGAGCUCUAGGGCAAACCAGGUACUGGUACUGCAAUGGGGCAAAUUGCCAUGGAAUAUUGUGGCUAAUGGGGGAGUUUUGGUGACAUCGAACUACACUCCGUCGAAGCAUGGGAAUGAAUUCCUUCUAUGUGCGGAGGAACUCGACAUCCCUCAUGGAGGGCGUGAUGUUGCGAGUUCACGCUGUACGGAAAGUUGCUGGCGCGUUCGGAACCCGCCAAAGUCUAAAUGGCAAUCAUUUCCAAACAUCUGCGAACUUCGGUUUCACAAACUCGUCGCUGCAGCCCCGGGCUCUCACUUAUAAACAAACACACCGUGAUUUGUAUCUGUAGGUCCUAUCAUGUGUCAUGAGAAUUUUUGUAAUGUCAUAAUAGUCACAUCGGAUAGAAAAGAGAUUCUAAUUGGAAAUAUAAGGUCACGCACCCUAGUAACAAUUUGUAUUAUACCUGAAUAUCAGUCGAAAGUGUGAGAGUUAAAUGUCAUGCGGGAUAAA
Ananas comosus (pineapple) is the source of this 1617-nucleotide messenger RNA. RefSeq lists its product as uncharacterized. The transcript has 8 exons. The coding region runs from base 79 to 1113 and encodes 344 amino acids. Lineage: Eukaryota; Viridiplantae; Streptophyta; Magnoliopsida; Poales; Bromeliaceae. The record is from RefSeq and is a predicted model, not a curated record.